Molecule: messenger RNA, 1625 nt
Organism: Ictalurus furcatus (blue catfish)
Lineage: Eukaryota; Metazoa; Chordata; Actinopteri; Siluriformes; Ictaluridae
Gene: bmp5
Product: bone morphogenetic protein 5
Exons: 8
Coding region: 212-1570 (452 amino acids)
Biological process (GO): SMAD protein signal transduction
Cellular component (GO): extracellular region
Molecular function (GO): growth factor activity; cytokine activity
Source: RefSeq, a predicted model, not a curated record
ACGAGCUCCAGCGGGUUUAAACAGCGAACACCGACUCCUCACUCACGCGACUCGGAUCUCUCCGUCGUGGCCGCCUCGCGCUUGUCCCUGAGCACUAACUACACAAACCUGAAGGUGCAUUCUGAUUAUGAAUGGUACACGCACUGUCAUGGAGCUCAUCAACAGUCCGAGACCUUUGUGGUGAACAAACAGCAUCAUCUAGAUCUACAGUAUGAAGGUCCUAACGCUUUGCGACGGAGCGGCCUUCGCACUCCUGUGGAGCUGCCUCGGCUUCUUUCACAGCGUCCAGUGCGCAUUAGGAGACAACCAUGUCCACUCGAGCUUCGUUUACAGACGCUUGAGAAACCACGAGCGCAGAGAGAUCCAACGGGAGAUCCUCUCCAUCCUGGGUUUGCCCCAUCGCCCGAAACCCUUCUCUCCUUCAAAGCAGGCAUCCUCGGCACCUCUCUUCAUGCUCGAUCUGUACAACGCCAUGGCGACCGAGGAAGCGGAGGAGGACGCGCUGCUCGGGGACGCAGGCAAAGCGAUCAGUAUCAACUCAGUGGGGAAUUCGCGCAAAAGCCAGCACAGCGCUCCAUAUGGAUAUUCUCGCGCGCCCGUGGCCUGGACAAGUCAGAGUCCACCUCUGGCUACUUCACACGACGCAAACUUUCUGAACGAUGCCGACAUGGUUAUGAGCUUUGUGAAUCUGGUGGAGAGAGACAGGGAUUUUUCCCACCAGAGGAGACAUUAUAAAGAGUUCCGUUUUGACCUAACUCAAAUUCCGGAUGGGGAAGCUGUAACAGCAGCAGAGUUUCGCAUCUAUAAAGAUCACAGUCUUGGGAGAUAUGAAAACAUCACACUAAAGGUCUCCAUAUACCAGGUGAUCAAGGAAUAUCAAAACAGGGAUGCAGAGACAUUUUUGCUCGAUUCAAAGAAAAUCUGUGCCUCAGAUGGAGGAUGGCUGGUGUUUGACAUCACAGCCACCAGUAACCAUUGGGUGCUUAACCCACAGCAGAACAUGGGCCUUCAGCUCUGUGUAGAGACCAUGGACGGUCGAAGCAUCAACAUGAAAUCCGCCGGGAUCAUUGGCAGGAGCGGGCCACAAUCCAAGCAGCCUUUUCUUGUGGCAUUUUUCAAAGCCAGCGAAGUGUUGCUGCGCUCUGUAAGGGCCACAGGGGGAAAGAGGAAGAAUCCUAGCAGAAACAAAGGCAGAAGUCCACCAAAAACCUCACAGGCUUCCAGGAUUGGAGAUCAAAACAUCAGCGAACAGAAGCAGGCCUGCAAGAAGCAUGAGCUUUAUGUCAGCUUCCGCGAAUUAGGAUGGCAGGACUGGAUAAUUGCACCUGAGGGCUAUGCAGCAUUUUACUGUGAUGGAGAAUGCUCAUUCCCACUCAAUGCACAUAUGAAUGCAACAAAUCAUGCAAUUGUGCAAACUCUGGUCCAUCUCAUGUUUCCGGAUAAUGUGCCAAAGCCUUGCUGUGCACCAACCAAGCUGAACGCAAUAUCUGUGCUAUACUUUGAUGACAGCUCAAAUGUAAUUCUGAAAAAAUACCGCAAUAUGGUAGUCAGGUCUUGUGGGUGCCACUGAAGUUGCUAUAUGUUUGGGAGCUUGUUUUUUUUUUUUUUUUUUUUUUUUUUGUAAA